Messenger RNA from Odontomachus brunneus, 2408 nucleotides. RefSeq names its product metallophosphoesterase 1 homolog. The coding region runs from base 127 to 1188 and encodes 353 amino acids. Gene Ontology annotation, biological process: GPI anchor biosynthetic process. The transcript is spliced from 7 exons. Lineage: Eukaryota; Metazoa; Arthropoda; Insecta; Hymenoptera; Formicidae. Gene Ontology annotation, molecular function: hydrolase activity. Gene Ontology annotation, cellular component: endoplasmic reticulum. The record is from RefSeq and is a predicted model, not a curated record.
UAUCGUAAUGUGCCAAUGAACCAGCUGCUAUCCAGACCGAUGACACCGACAAUAAACGGAUGAUUGAAUUCAAGGCUGAUGUCAACAAGCUUUACGCGACAUUGUAUAAUGCUUUAAGUCACAAAGAUGUUACGACGAAACAGGUUGAAACAUAGGAUAAUAUCCAUCGCCUUGAUAGUUGCUGCGACAAUAUUUUACAAUGAGUAUUUGGUGUACGAAAUGCAGAAAUUCAAGUGGGCCAUGCGCGAGUGCUCAGCCUGUGUCAAGAUCCUCCUCGUUGCAGACCCGCAAAUACUCGGGGAGAAGAACGAGAAUUAUUUUGGCUCAUGGUUAGCGAGAUGGGACAGUGAUAGGUACUUAGAAAAGACUUUCUCUAGAGCACUAAAGUACUCUCAGCCGCACGUUAUCGCCUUCCUCGGCGAUCUCAUGGACGAAGGUCACAUAGCAAAUGCGGAGAAUUUCGAGAGAUACAAGAGGAGAUUGGAUUCGAUAUUUUCCAUGCCAGACGACAUAAUGAAAAUUUACUUGCCAGGCGACAAUGACAUCGGAGGCGAGGACGACCUUGUCUCUCCCAACAUCCACAACAGAUUCAAUUUCGCGUACACUCAGCCAGACACGUUAGUUUACAAGACCGUCACCUUCUUCAAGGUGAACAGGUUGACACGUAUGAUGCCGGAAGCGCCGAAGGAUGCAUUUCUCAAUGAUUACGCCGAAAGGAACACGACCAAUGUUAUUCUUAGCCACAUGCCGUUAUUGUUCAUGCCCGGCAGCUUCGUACAAAACGUACUCAAAGAGUUAUCGCCGCAAGUGAUCUUCACUGCUCACGAGCACAAAGCGAUGCACGUGAGCCUGGACACGGCGACCGAUCAGUUGAGUGAGAUCGGGAUCCUCCCGCCGCACGAGACGCCCUUGUAUCAGUUGCGGAUGGAUGUAGGGGACAUUCAUGAAGUACAAAUACCGACAUGCUCUUACAGAAUGGGUACACCACACAUGGGUUACGGGCUCGCCUAUAUCGACACUCAAGAGAAAACCUUGGAGUUCACGAUCCUGUGGCUACCGAGCAGAUUCCCGCAGCUGUGCGCUUACGCGCUCAUGAUCGUGCUGAUCGUCUUAAUUGCCGCUUGUACUUUCGUCUCAGGCUGUUGCUCGAAAAGCUAUGCGACUUACAGUCGUAUACCUUCCGUAUAGGAUAGCGUACAAUCAAAAGAAGUACUUAUAUUACGCUUAAACGGUGAGUUAACUUGACGUCGCAAAUUAGGUACAAAGAUCCGUCCAGGAGAUGACGAUCCUUCUAUCGUCUCUGUGUCAAGUUUCACGGGUAAAAGUAACAGAAGUAUAGUGGUUGUUCGUUAGUCACACCGUGUUAGAACAAACGUUCACCAGGUGCCAGAUUUCGAUAAGACUUAUUAAUUAUAUGGACAUAAUAAUGGGCUCCCUAUAAACCUUAAUCUCAAAAGGAAAAGAAAAAAUCGUUAAUUUUCGAGGAAUCUUAAAUUUCUCGGAGUGUGAUUCGCAUUUGAGAAAUUUCCAAAACUCUCUAGAGUUACUUACGUCGAAUAUGUUUGUUUGUCAUGAUCUUGAUUGUUGUAUUCACUGUGCUGUGACUAUAAACGUAAUGCCAAACUUGUAAUACACUUUGUUAGUGAGCGCUGCAGCGCUGACUUUAGAUAAAUGACAUCUGAAUCGUCGAUUUGACUUAAUAAGUUUAUUUGUGACCGAGAGGAUUCCCGAACAGAACAAAAAUCAAAUUACAAUUCUUAUGGAAAUCUUUUAGGGUUGCAUUCCAAAACAUUCUUUUUGAGGAAAAUUUUACUCAAUACUUAUAUUUCACGUUACAUAUACUAUAGAAUAUCGAGUAAAAUUUCCUCAAAGACAUUUUGGAACGCAACCUAGAGUAACAUAUUUGGUAUCCUACAUAUUUAUAUAUUUUUUUAUUUUAUUUCUUUUUAUAUUAUCUUUAAACGCUUCGAACAACUGGUUGUUUUUUGUACUUAUAGCUAUUACUGGCAAAAAGUGUUGUGUAUUAUGUACAUAAUAUUUCUUCGGAUAUUGAUGUUAUGUUAUGAGAUCUCUAUGUGAACGUGCAAUUGCCAAACUUAAAUGUGACUCUCGCGAGCCACUAUUACUCAGUUAUAAACAAACUUUCCCACAUUGAACAAUAUGUAAAGAUUUUUAUUAAGAGAUUAUUAUUACUCGAAUUGACGAUGAUAACGUCAAUUACAGGAAACCCGCCGAUUGUACUUGCUUUUAAUUAAUGAAAGAUUUAUCGUAUGAUAUUGUAAGUAUAGAGAAAGAAGUAAAGAAGAAUUGUUAAAAAAGUGAGGGCUUGUGUUUUAGAUAGGUCAAUUUAUAUUUCUCCGCCAACUUGUAUAUACAUAUUUGCCUGAAAUAAAUGUUGAAUGUUGAGA